Messenger RNA from Dictyostelium discoideum AX4, 2292 nucleotides. RefSeq lists its product as hypothetical. Gene Ontology annotation, molecular function: hydrolase activity; endonuclease activity; nucleic acid binding. Gene Ontology annotation, biological process: DNA transposition; DNA recombination; DNA integration. Lineage: Eukaryota; Evosea; Eumycetozoa; Dictyosteliales; Dictyosteliaceae. The coding region runs from base 1 to 2292 and encodes 763 amino acids. The transcript has 2 exons. The record is from RefSeq and is a predicted model, not a curated record.
AUGGACUUCUCUCAAAUUACUAACUCUCUUAAAAAUUCUUUUUGUGAUAAUAAUUAUUUUAAUACAGGUAUCAUUCUUGAUGAAAUGAAGAUCGUUAAGGAAAUUUCGAAAGGUUAUGAAUUGGAAACUAAACUCAUUAUGUCUGAAGUCAUCAACGACCAGUAUAAGAGCUUAAAUAUUACAUAUCAAAAUGGUAUCAAAUGGAUCAAGAUUGACAAUCAACUUAAAAUCGUCGUCCCUCAAAUUGACGAUGUCAUCCAUUUAAUCAUUUCAAGUUAUCAUGAUUCUGCUAUUGCUGGACACUGGAGUAAUCGUAAAACUUCUGAAUUAGUCAAAAGAAAUUUCUACUGGUAUGGAAUGAUGGAAGAUAUCCAACUCUACUGCAAGAAUUGCAAAGUUUGUCUAUGCGCCACAGAUGCACACCAAAGAGCCAUGGGAUUGUACUUGCCAUCUCAUGUACCUGUCAGAUGCUUCAUGGAAAUCAAUAUGGACUUUAUAUCCGGGUUGGAUGCCUGCACUGUUGAUCAAGUUGAGUAUACAAGAAUAUUGGUAGUAGUUGACCGUCUAUCAAAGUUUGUAGUACUCAUUCCCAUUCCAAAUCAUACAACGUCAAUUCAAGUUAUCAACUUUAUUCAAGAUCAAGUCUUCUUUACGUUCGGUAUGCCAUCAGUCAUCAUCAGCGAUAAUGAUCCUUUGUUCACAUCAAUACCUUGGAAGAAAUGGAUACAAGCCAACAAUAUUACUCACAAUACAUGCCUACCUUACCACCAUCAAGGUAAUGGUCAAGCUGAAAUCAUGGUCAGAAUUGUCACAAAUGCUCUCAGAAAGUGCCUAAUCAAUUCCAAGUUUGUUUCUAAUCCAGAUAUAUCAUCCAUUGAGUUAAAUAAUAUUCAAAAUGAUUGGGUCGGUUACUUGAAAAGUGUACAAUUCUGCAUCAACAAUACUGUUUCUGAAAGUACUUCAUUUACACCAUUUCAAGUUCUCACUGGUUCUCAUACAAGGUCUCCAAUAUCAUUAAUCAUGCAAUAUGAAGACGACAAGUACUCAAGAUCUUUAGGGUUGGACAAGAAGUCGUAUUGUGAAUUCGUUCAACACAAACUCAAUAUCCUAGAUGUGGUCCAAGAUAACCUGACUGAUAGUAUCGAACGUUCAAGACAGCAGUAUAAUAAGAAUAAAUCACCUAAUAUCCUGGUGGAAGGUGAUAUAGUAUAUCUUCAAGAACUCAAUACUGGUGCGCACCCAAUUAGAAAGUUAGAUAUCCGAAGGACAGGGCCAUAUACAGUAUGUAAACUCAUGGAGAAGGGUAACGUUAUGGUCCGUUUGUUCAAGAGUGAUGAGGUUAAAGAUGAACAAGUGGUUCACAUUUCAAGACUAACUCUGACGUCGAAUGAGUCAAGAAAUCCCGACACGAAUGGCCAGGUUAGUCAUGGUAAUGACACGUCACCAUCAGACGUUGAUCUUACAAGGGAUCAGUCCAGGUCAUUACAGUUAUCAUCACCAUCAUUUUCUGAUAAUGAUAAUAAUAUUAUUGAUACUAAUAAUUCAUAUAUAGGUAAUGCUGCAGCUCAAGAUGAUCGAUCAAUUUCAAUUCAUGUACAUGAUAAAGAUUUAGUUGCCAUUGGUCCAUCCAUAAGUAUGGAUAAUCACUCAAUCUCAAGUAAUGCUUUACAUACUGAUAAUCAUUCAAUCAAUUUUGGUAUUUCUCAUAUGGAUCAAUCUGGUAAUAGUUCCACUCAGUUGGAAAAAGAGGGUAGAUUAUUAUCAAAUAAUAAUAACAAUUCUAGCAAUAUAGUAAAUAAUAAUACAUCAGCCCAACAUCAAUCAUCGAUUCAAGAUAUAGAUUGGAAUAAUAAUCCGGUAAAUAAUAAAAAUAGUAUAUCAACAAUAUCAGAACCAAUUGGUAGCAAUGAUUUUAAUCAAUCAAUUCAACAACAGAAUAAUAUCAAUCUCAAUAAACUAAUCAAUACAGAAUCACUAAAGAAUAAUAUAAAGAGUAAAUCAUUUAUAAAUAGAAUCAAUCAACUCAAAGAAUAUGAGACUAGUAGUGAAUAUGAUCGCAAGCCCAAUAAUAGCAGUAAUCAACUAAUCACAGAACUAAUGUUAUCACCAAUACCACCAAAUACAUUUACAAUAAUAAAGAAAAGGACAUACAAAAUAGUUAAUAAGAAUAAAACAUUUAUAGAGUAUCUAAUUUCAGUAUCAGAUUCACUAGCAUGGGUAUCAGCAGUAACAAUGAAAAGACAACAUAAUCAACAAGAAAUCAAUUUGAAAAUUAUAUCAAAUCAGGACUAG